Messenger RNA from Conger conger (European conger), 1206 nucleotides. RefSeq names its product glycerol-3-phosphate dehydrogenase [NAD(+)], cytoplasmic. Lineage: Eukaryota; Metazoa; Chordata; Actinopteri; Anguilliformes; Congridae. The record is from RefSeq and is a predicted model, not a curated record. Gene Ontology annotation, molecular function: NAD binding; glycerol-3-phosphate dehydrogenase [NAD(P)+] activity; protein homodimerization activity. The transcript has 8 exons. Gene Ontology annotation, cellular component: cytosol; glycerol-3-phosphate dehydrogenase (FAD) complex. The coding region runs from base 112 to 1167 and encodes 351 amino acids. Gene Ontology annotation, biological process: carbohydrate metabolic process; glycerol-3-phosphate catabolic process.
AACAACCAAUUAAUAUAGUGGGUGUGACCCGGGAGGACAGCGGUUCUGUGCACGGCGUUUCUGCAGACCGGUCGGGUUUUGGUGGAGAGGUUUCUGCGGCAGUGUGGAAGCAUGGAUGCUGAAAAGAAAAUCUGUAUUAUUGGCUCCGGAAAUUGGGGUUCGGCCAUCGCCAAGAUCGUGGGCACCAACGCCGCGCAGAACCCCAAGUUCCACACGCGUGUCAACAUGUGGGUGUUCGAGGAGAUGGUGAACGGCCGCAAGCUCACCGAGAUCAUCAACACCGAGCACGAGAACGUCAAGUACCUGCCCGGGCACACGCUCCCCUCCAACGUGCGCGCUGUCGCUGACCUGGUAGAGGCUGUGAGUGGAGCAGAUAUCCUGCUCUUCGUGAUCCCGCAUCAGUUCAUCGGAAAAGUGUGCGACACCAUCAAGGACCACAUCAGGAAGGAUGCUCUGGGGCUGUCCCUCAUCAAGGGUGUGGAUGAGGGCCCAGACGGCCUGAAGCUGAUCUCCGCGGUGAUCCAGGAGAAGUUGGGCAUCACCAUGAGCGUGCUGAUGGGCGCCAACAUCGCCACGGAGGUGGCUGAGGACAAGUUCUGCGAGACCACCAUCGGCUGUAAGAAUAAGGAUCAUGGGGCGCUGUUGAAGGAGCUCAUGCAGACCAAAAACUUCCGGAUCACGGUGGUGGAGGAGUCUGAUGUUGUGGAGAUCUGUGGGGCGCUGAAGAACAUCGUGGCGGUGGGGGCGGGGUUCUGCGACGGGCUGGGCUUUGGCGAUAACACCAAGGCGGCGGUGAUCCGGCUGGGCCUGAUGGAGAUGAUCGCCUUCGCCCGCCUCUUCUGCACCGCCGGCCCCGUCUCCGCGGCGACCUUCCUGGAGAGCUGCGGCGUCGCUGACCUCAUCACCACCUGCUACGGCGGCCGCAACCGCAAGAUCGCCGAGGCCUUCGUCAGAACCGGCAAGUCCAUUGAAGAGCUGGAGAAGGAGAUGCUGAACGGGCAGAAGCUCCAGGGUCCAGCCACUGCAGCUGAGGUGUUCCACAUCCUGACCCGCAGGAACAUGGUGCAGGAGUUCCCCCUGUUCAGCGCGGUGUACCAGAUCUGCUACGAGCACCAUCCCGUCAGUGAGUUCAUCAGCUGCCUGCAGAACCACCCCGAGCACAUGUAGCUCAUCGCUCCAGGAGGGGGGGGGGGGGGUCGAUAACGC